AUGCAGAUCAGCGGCCUUGUAUGCCUCGUCAACAGCCUCUCCGCCCCUCACCUCUCGCCCCUCUCGUCCCCACCCACCGGCACUCCUUCAACCCCCUCCCCCUACGGCACUCCUUCACUCUCCACUCCCCGGCACUCCUUCAACCCCCUCCCCCUACGCCACUCCUUCACUCUCCACUCCCCGGCACUCCUUCAACUCCCUCCCCCUACGGCACUCCUUCAACCCCCUCCCCCUACGGCACUCCUUCACUCUCCACUCCCCGGCACUCCUUCAACCCCCUCCCCCUACGGCACUCCUUCACUCUCCACUCCCCGGCACUCCUUCACUCCGCCCCCUCAGCGAAACGAAGGUCCCGUGAUAUAA
Eriocheir sinensis (Chinese mitten crab) is the source of this 363-nucleotide messenger RNA. RefSeq lists its product as uncharacterized. The transcript has a single exon. The record is from RefSeq and is a predicted model, not a curated record. NCBI's taxonomy places the organism in Eukaryota, Metazoa, Arthropoda, Malacostraca, Decapoda, Varunidae. The coding region runs from base 1 to 363 and encodes 120 amino acids.